Messenger RNA from Ilyonectria robusta, 1683 nucleotides. RefSeq lists its product as uncharacterized. Bases 1 to 1683 code for a protein of 560 amino acids. Gene Ontology annotation, cellular component: plasma membrane. The record is from RefSeq and is a predicted model, not a curated record. Lineage: Eukaryota; Fungi; Ascomycota; Sordariomycetes; Hypocreales; Nectriaceae. Gene Ontology annotation, molecular function: urea transmembrane transporter activity. Gene Ontology annotation, biological process: urea transmembrane transport. The transcript is spliced from 3 exons.
AUGGCAUCGACAGAUGCAACGCCGGCGCUUUCCCAGGGCGUGGCCAACGGCCUGGUCAUUGGCUUUGGCAUCGCCUUCGCGCUGAUCAUGAACUUGAUCACCUGGAUAUCACGGAAGUAUCUCAAUGAAUCCAAGGACACGAACAUGCUCAUGACAGCCAAAAAGAGCGUCAAGACCGGCUUGGUCGCCGCCGCUGUCGUGUCGUCAUGGUGCUAUGCGGCCACGCUCCUGAACUCGAGACGAGCACCCCGCGCCAACACCAUCCUUGAGGCUCUGCGCAUUCGCUUCGGAACCAAUACGCACCUCGUCUACUUUACAUACGGCGUGUCGGUGCAAAUUAUUAUCACAGCGGCGUUGUUGCUCGGCGGCUCGGCGGCCUUCACAGUGACUACCGGGGCGAACAUUGAUGGCUCAUAUCUAACCAUGCAAUCUGGUCAGGCACUUCUACUCGCCGGAGUCAUCUUGGUCUCAAGCUUUGGAUGUGUGUUUGUCGACCCCAGCUACGGUCAGAAGGCCAUCGCCGGCGAGCCUAACGCCGUCGUGCGCGGUUACUUUUACGGAGCUUUCGCGUGGUUCGCGAUCCCUCUCGGGCUUUGCGCCACUUUGAGUUACGUGGCCAUCGCACUCUCAAACACCGAGUACUGGCCGGUGGCCGGCGGCGUGACGAUGUAUCAGAUCAACAACGCCUUGAUUCUUCCUCUCGCUGCCGAGGCCGUCAUGGGUAAGGGCGGCGCAGCUCCGGUCAUCGUCAUGGUCUUCAUGGCCGUCACAUCGUCUUUUAGUGCCGAAAUCAUUGCCCACGCCUCUAUCGUCACGUUUGACAUCUACCAGCCCUACAUCAACCCCAAGGCUGACGACAAGCGGUUGAGACUCGUCUCACACGCGUCUCUUACAUUCUUUGCCAUCUUCUCAGCGUCAUUCGCUACGGCGCUCAACUACAGCGGUAUUUCUAUGGGAUGGAUACUGGAGUUCUCCGGAGUCAUUCUCGGGUCGGCGGUCGUCCCCAUCACGCUGGGUGUCAAUUCAGCUUACGUCUCUCCAUUGUAUAUGACCUGGGCUGCCCCAAUUGGCACAGUGUGCGCGGUCUGCGCGUGGAUCGGCACCGCCAAGGGUAUGUUCGGGGAGGUUACAGUAGACACGCUGUACGACAAUUGGCCAAUGUUCACAGGCUGCACCGUCGCGUUGCUGUUGCCUCUUCUGAUCUGGGCAAUCAUGUUUGUCUUUCCAGACCAGAGGAAGCCAUAUGACUGGGAUCGUCUCUUUCUCAUGCAGGCGCGGGAGCCUCGACAAGGCGACAAGGAGUACACCAUGGAUGACCUCACUGACAUUGGCGAUGAUUGGGAUCCUAAGGCGCUGGCGAAGGCUAGCCGCGAUGCCAAGAUCAUCUCCAUAAUCAUGGUUCUCAUCUUCCUCAUCAUCAUACCAUUUUCGCUCUACGGAACAGGAUACAAGUUCAGCCGAAAAUUCUUCACUGGCUGGACGGUCCUUGUGUUUAUCUGGUCCUGGGUUGCCGCCCUCCUCAUCUGGUUCUUGCCGAUCUGGCAGGCAAGACAUACAUGGAUGGCCGUUGUGAAGGGGCUGGCUGGCAAAUCCGAGAAACGCGCGAUAUCAACACCGGACAGCAGGAAUGAAGCCUCACAGACGGAUCGCGUGUCGACGGGUGAGAAACAGCCAGUAGCAUGA